GUUCAACGUUAAAUUUACCGUGAUUUUAAUUAAUUUGAGAUUUUACCGUGAUUUUAAUUAAUUUGAGAUUUUACCGUGAUUUUAAUUAAUUUGUGAUAAUCACUAUAAGCAGCUUAAGCAUAAAAUUUUUUAUUUGCGUGAAAACUUUUUUUAAAAACUUUGGAAAGAUACAAAUCUUUUUUUCUUGAUUAAGAGAAAAGAUUCGCUUAACAUGACAUGGCUCUUCUUUAUAUUGGUACUUCUUGUUUCAAUUGGAUUUGGUUUGUUAGCUGCCAUAUUAUUUCGUUGUUCGGAAGAGUGCGAGAUUUACACUAGCGGAAGCUUAAGGAGCCCACGAUUACGUCUGGAGACUUUUAGAUGGUAUGCGGUCGGUCCACCACGGCCACCGACAUAUUCUCAAUCAGAAUUGAACGCUGUACACGAAAACAGAUGUGAUAGAAUAGAGGGAAGACCAAGCCUGGAUACUGUGGGAAGGACGACUCUCAACCAAAGAGCAAGAAGUGAGGGUGAUUUAGAUUUAGGUCCUGUUAGAAACCCGGCGGCGCAACUUGCACGGAAUUCUAUACAGUCAUCUUCAGGUUCAGUGGCUGACAGAUAUCAAACAAAUAGAGACCGAAGCGAGCAGCAGGAAACGAUCUCUGGAGAAAGAAACGAUUUCCGGGUCCUGCCUCCAUAUUCCCCGCCUCCAUCCUACCAUGGUUCUAGUUAUGCUAUCCGUGUACAUGACGAUUCGAGUGACGAUGAUUAUUCGCACAGGAGGCGUCCGCUUUUCAGACUUCGAUGUCCUCUGUGUUGUCCAGCGUGGUGUGAGAGGUCUUCUACACUCUAUAUUCUGGAGUCCCACCCACCAAGGUCACAACCUCGACAGACCACAGGACCUGAACAUCACUCACACUUAUAAGUCACUUAUUUAA
This is a messenger RNA of Helobdella robusta, 914 nucleotides long. RefSeq lists its product as hypothetical. The transcript is spliced from 7 exons. The coding region runs from base 212 to 901 and encodes 229 amino acids. Lineage: Eukaryota; Metazoa; Annelida; Clitellata; Rhynchobdellida; Glossiphoniidae. The record is from RefSeq and is a predicted model, not a curated record.